Messenger RNA from Balaenoptera ricei (Rice's whale), 3899 nucleotides. RefSeq names its product phosphodiesterase 10A (gene PDE10A). Gene Ontology annotation, biological process: signal transduction; negative regulation of receptor guanylyl cyclase signaling pathway. The record is from RefSeq and is a predicted model, not a curated record. NCBI's taxonomy places the organism in Eukaryota, Metazoa, Chordata, Mammalia, Artiodactyla, Balaenopteridae. Gene Ontology annotation, molecular function: protein binding; 3',5'-cGMP-stimulated cyclic-nucleotide phosphodiesterase activity.
AUGGCCGGCCCCGUGGAGCCGCUCGUUCCCCGCCCCCAGGCCCCCCUGCCCGCGGCCGGGAACGAGCCCGGCCCCGGACUACGCCCGGAGCCCGGGGGCAGCGCAGCCGGCGGGGGGAGCGCGGCGGUCCAGGGCCCGGCCCCCGAGGAGCCUGGUCGCAGCCGGGCCGAGCGCGCCGUGCCCCCGCGCCCUCCCCCCUCGUCCGCAGGCCGCGCCAGCCCCGCGGGGGGCCCCGCCGCCCUGCCUGCGCGCGGCGGCUGGGUCGCAGCCCGCGCUCCCUCCGCGCUCGCCUUCUCCUCCCCUGUCCGCUCCUCCACUCCAUCUUCCUUUUACUUCUGGCCGCCGCCCCCUCCGCCCCCUCCUUCUCCUCUCCCCUCCUCAUCUGCCUUUCACUUCCCCGUGCGUCUCCCAGGAAGGGAGGGCGCGGGCGGCGGCGGCGGCGAUGCUGGCGGAGGAGGAGGAGGAGGACAAGAGGCAGCUCCCUUGAGCGUCCCCCCCAGCAGUAGUCACCGCGGCGGCGGGCGGCGGCGGCUCUUCCUCUCCCCUGCGCUCCAGGGCUUGCUGCUGCCAGCUCGCGCCGGGCCCCGGCCGCCGCCGCCGCCGCCCCGGCUCCCGCUCGGCCCGGCGGUCCUCCGCGCGGGCUCCCACGGCUUCCCGGGCGCCGGCGGGGGCUGCCCCGGCCCCGGCCCCGGUCCCAGCCUCGGCGGCGGCGGCCGAACUCCGCGGUGGCCGCGAGGCGCCGGCGCCGCCCUCGUCGCCGCGUCCUCGCUGCUUUUCGGUGCCGACAUGGAAGAUGGACCUUCUAAUAAUGCGAGCUGCUUCCGAAGGCUGACGGAGUGUUUCCUGAGCCCCAGUUUGACAGAUGAAAAAGUGAAGGCAUAUCUUUCUCUUCACCCCCAGGUAUUAGAUGAAUUUGUAUCUGAAAGUGUUAGUGCAGAGACUGUAGAAAAAUGGCUGAAGAGGAAAAACAACAAAUCAGAAGAUGAAUCAUCUCCUAAGGAAGUCAGCAGGUAUCAAGAUACAAAUAUGCAGGGAGUCGUAUAUGAACUGAACAGCUAUAUAGAACAACGGUUGGAUACAGGAGGAGACAACCAACUACUCCUCUAUGAAUUGAGUAGCAUCAUUAAAAUUGCCACAAAAGCUGAUGGAUUUGCACUGUAUUUCCUUGGAGAGUGUAAUAAUAGCCUUUGUGUGUUUACCCCACCUGGAAUCAAGGAGGGAAAACCCAGGCUCAUCCCUGCUGGGCCCAUCGCCCAGGGCACCACCACCUCUGCCUAUGUGGCCAAGUCCAGAAAAACGUUGCUAGUAGAAGACAUCCUUGGGGAUGAACGAUUUCCAAGAGGUACCGGACUGGAAUCAGGGACGCGUAUCCAGUCUGUUCUUUGUUUGCCAAUUGUCACAGCGAUCGGUGAUUUGAUCGGCAUCCUUGAGCUGUACCGGCACUGGGGCAAAGAAGCCUUCUGUCUGAGUCAUCAGGAGGUUGCAACAGCAAAUCUUGCCUGGGCUUCAGUAGCCAUACAUCAGGUUCAGGUGUGCAGAGGUCUUGCCAAACAGACUGAAUUGAAUGACUUUCUACUCGACGUAUCAAAAACGUAUUUUGAUAACAUAGUUGCAAUAGAUUCUCUACUUGAACACAUAAUGAUAUAUGCAAAAAACCUGGUGAAUGCCGAUCGUUGCGCCCUUUUCCAGGUAGACCAUAAGAACAAGGAGUUGUAUUCAGACCUUUUUGAUAUCGGAGAGGAAAAGGAAGGAAAACCUGUCUUCAAGAAGACCAAAGAAAUAAGAUUCUCAAUUGAGAAAGGAAUUGCUGGUCAAGUGGCAAGAACAGGGGAAGUCCUGAACAUUCCAGAUGCCUAUGCUGACCCACGCUUUAACAGAGAGGUGGACCUGUACACAGGCUACACGACCCGGAACAUCCUGUGCAUGCCCAUCGUGAGUCGGGGCAGCGUGAUCGGCGUGGUGCAGAUGGUGAACAAAAUCAGUGGCAGUGCCUUCUCUAAGACGGACGAAAACAACUUCAAAAUGUUUGCUGUCUUUUGUGCUUUAGCCUUACACUGUGCCAAUAUGUAUCAUAGAAUUCGUCAUUCGGAGUGCAUUUACCGGGUCACCAUGGAGAAGCUGUCCUAUCAUAGCAUUUGUACCGCAGAGGAAUGGCAAGGCCUCAUGCAUUUCAACCUUCCCGCCCGUCUUUGCAAAGAAAUUGAAUUGUUCCACUUUGACAUUGGUCCCUUUGAAAACAUGUGGCCUGGAAUUUUCGUCUACAUGGUCCACCGGUCCUGUGGGACAGCCUGCUUUGAGCUUGAAAAGUUGUGUCGUUUUAUCAUGUCUGUGAAGAAGAACUAUCGCCGGGUCCCUUACCACAACUGGAAGCACGCGGUCACGGUGGCACACUGCAUGUACGCCAUACUCCAGAACAACCACGGGCUCUUCACCGAACUCGAGCGCAAGGGACUGCUAAUUGCGUGCCUGUGCCAUGACCUGGACCACAGGGGCUUCAGUAACACCUACCUGCAGAAAUUCGACCACCCCCUCGCAGCGCUAUACUCCACAUCGACCAUGGAACAGCACCACUUCUCCCAGACCGUUUCCAUCCUUCAGUUGGAGGGGCACAAUAUCUUCUCCACCCUGAGCUCCAGUGAAUAUGAACAGGUGCUUGAGAUCAUCCGCAAAGCCAUCAUUGCCACAGACCUUGCAUUAUACUUUGGAAACAGGAAACAGUUGGAAGAGAUGUACCAGACCGGAUCGCUAAACCUUAAUAAUCAAUCACAUAGAGACCGUGUCAUUGGUUUAAUGAUGACUGCCUGUGAUCUUUGUUCUGUGACAAAGCUGUGGCCAGUAACAAAAUUGACGGCGAACGAUAUAUAUGCAGAAUUCUGGGCUGAGGGUGAUGAAAUGAAGAAGCUGGGAAUUCAGCCUAUUCCCAUGAUGGAUAGAGACAAGAAGGACGAAGUCCCACAAGGCCAGCUUGGAUUCUACAAUGCCGUGGCCAUUCCCUGCUACACCACCCUCACCCAGAUCUUCCCGCCCACAGAGCCUCUCCUGAAAGCCUGCAGGAAUAACCUGAGCCAGUGGGAGAAGGUGAUUCGAGGGGAGGAGAGUGCCGUGUGGAUCUCGAACCCGCCGGCGGCCCAGGGGACCUCGGAGAGGCUGCCUGUGAAGAUCGAUGACUGAUGGCGCCCCUGAGCCCUCCCACCUGAAGAUGUUCAUCUUGCUUCUUUGACUUUUCUUCCUUUUAUUUUUGUGGGGGGAACCUACACCUGGCAACUGGGAUGCAGACCUCUUCAAGAAGGUACCAUCAAGUAAACACAUCCAGCAGACGGCACCCUGCCAGCCUCCUCUGUACGGCGUCGCCGACGGUGAUCAGCCAGGACCAGAAAUCCGCAGCCCCAGUGACUCCUUGUGAACUGGCCUUUUCUAAUGGGCUAACAUAGCUGAGGCCUUAAUGGAAACGGACAAUUAUUCGGAAGGGGGUACUUUUCCCUGUAUCUUUCCAGUGAGGGUUAAAACGGUACUAUUAUGAUAUUGUACUUUGGCUCUAACACCAGUGUUGCUUUGAUGUUGUUGGUUAUAAAUAGGAACUUUUACAUGUUACUCUUGUGGAUGUUCAUGUGUGACCUACUUGUAAUUAGCGUGAAUCAUAGCAGACAGCCUCAGACACGUGGCAUCGAGGUUACAGAGUAAGAAGCGCCUUUCUGCAAUCAGUGAUGGAAAAUCGAUUCUUCUUCAGAGCCUCAUGAAUUAAAAGUUAGGUGGACUUAAAGCGUAUUCUUUAAGCUUAUACUAAAGGGCUUAGAUGAAUAAAUUUAACACUAAAGGAAGCAGAUUUUCUAUCCUCUUGAAAAGAGAUGCAGGUAUACAUCAUAAUAAAUCUCAGAAAUCCAAGUAUCAAUUCAAAAAAU